UACAUAGAGGAUUGCAGUGCCAGUGAGGAUCACCGCAACCUGCCCGCAGAUGAUCUGGGAGAGUUUCGUGAACUUGUAACAUGGAUCGCUGGAAAGGCAGGGUUGCUCUGGUCACCGGGGCUUCGGUGGGAAUCGGGGCAGCUAUCGCAAAGACUCUUGUCCGGCACGGCAUGAAGGUGGUCGGCUGUGCCAGGAACGUGGAGCAAAUCCAGAAACUGUCUUCUGAAUGCGUGAGCAGCGGCUUCAGCGGCAAUCUGAUCCCGUAUAAAUGCGAUCUGUCCGUAGAGGACGACAUGUUAUCCAUGUUCUCCUGGAUCAAAGUUCAUCAUCAGGGCAUUGACGUGUGCGUUAAUAAUGCUGGUUUGAAUUUCCGAGAGCCUCUACUGAGCGGCAAAACAAGUGGCUGGAGAACUAUAAUGGAUGUGAACGUCAUUGCCCUGUCAGUGUGCACCCGUGAGGCCUACCAGUCCAUGAAAGAAAGAAACAUCGACGAUGGUCAUAUCAUCAAUAUCAACAGUGUUUGUGGACACCGGGUCGUCAACAGUGCUGAUGCACACUUCUACACUGCCAGCAAAUACGCGGUGACCGCUCUCACUGAAGGUCUUCGUCAAGAGUUACGAGAGGCCAAGACCCACAUACGUGCCACAUCUAUUUCUCCCGGCUUAGUGGAGACUGAAUUUGUCUACCGGCUCUAUAAUGAAAACCCGGAAAUGGUUGUUGCCACCUACAAAAGCAUAAAGUCCCUGCAAGCGGAAGACAUCGCAAACGCGGUGGUGUAUGUCCUGAGCGCUCCUCCUCACGUUCAGAUUGGUGACAUUGAUAUCACGCCAGUGGAGCAUGAGCUGUAACAGGAUCAAGAUGAAGCUCGUCAAGUAUCCGGAGAUGGCGUGACAGGGGUGAAUUACAGAAGUACAGAAAUUAAUCUAUAAAAUUAUUGGUCGAAUUACUAGCACGUUUACAUAUAAUGGCACAUUCACUGUACUGUGUUUAUUCUAAAAGUUGCUAGACAGCCAAAAUUAGGAGUUUUGGAAAAAGUUCUAUAUACUCUUGGUGCUGUUUUGCUUAAUUGUGAAACAAAAUCAGUUUUGCAAAAUUACUGUGAUUUUUGUUUUUCUUGACGCCAUAUUGAUAAACACUCACAAAGAAUCAGUGCUGACUUUAGCUCUGAUUUUGCAGCUCCACAAUAAUGGUUUACAUUGCACAAAUGGCUUUAAUUUUAUGACUAAGUAAGUUAUUGACUCCUGAAGACCUAAACUACAGUACAGUGCAGCGUUUCAUGACAUGCCUUUAUGAUUCUUUUGUGUUAUUUUGGAGCUUGUCAGCUUCAAUUCUUAUUCACUUAAUCAUAGGAAGAGCAAGGAUAUUCUUCAAACAUUUAACUUUGUUUCAUGAAAAUCAAAUAAAAGAAAAUCAUGUGCAAUUAA
This is a messenger RNA of Puntigrus tetrazona (Sumatra barb), 1424 nucleotides long. RefSeq names its product dehydrogenase/reductase SDR family member 11-like. The transcript is spliced from 7 exons. Bases 81 to 848 code for a protein of 255 amino acids. Lineage: Eukaryota; Metazoa; Chordata; Actinopteri; Cypriniformes; Cyprinidae. The record is from RefSeq and is a predicted model, not a curated record.